AUGGCUCAAGAAAACACUUCGACGGAAAACAUUGCCCAAUAUUGGGACGACGCGAUCCAAGGCCGACUAACUCUCUAUCAACAUCUCUCCCCACAUGAUCCUCCCGACGUGCAGUCCUCCGCACAUCAAAGAAUAACUGCCGAGAUUUCCGCCCUGAGGCGCGGAAUAAGCUCUCUGAACUCGCGGCUUAAUGCCCUUACCCCUGUGGCUCUGUUACCACCGGAAAUCCUCGCUGAGUGUUUCGAGAUCUUGGCAUGCAUAGACCAACCGCCGUACCCAGAAAGCCAUCUCUCGAGAGCGCAGCAGAGACACCUUGGCUGGAUCACUGUGACGCAUGUAUCGAGCAGAUGGAGGGAGGUUGCACUCAACCGACCUUCGUUAUGGGCCACCCUCUCUUUUCAACUCGGCCCCACGUGGAUAUCCUCAAUGUUGAGUCGGGCGAGGGACACUCCUCUCGUGAUCCACCACGACUUUCCUAGUCAUUCCUUGAUCGCAGCUUCUGAAGCAAGGUGCAUGAUCAAUGUUUUGCGGUGCAACCUUGGCCGCGCGCGGACGGUCACUAUCGGGGGUAUGAUUCCUUCAUCCGUUGCGUCGUCCGACUUCAAGGAGGCAUUGACGACAUCGUCUGCUGUUCUUGAAUCUAUCACGAUACUGCUGUCGUCCUCCGACGAGGAUGAGUUCAUCUCUGACAAUUUCCUUGGAAAUUACGCUCCCUGCUUACGAAAGGUGGAUUUCGUCUUCAGUACUAGCCACUGUUUAUAUUGGACACGACCAGUGUUCAAGGGGCUUACGCACAUGUCUAUAGAACUCGUGUCUGACCCGCCCUUGCAGGAUUACGCCCAUUUCUUUGAUAUGAUAGACCAAAACCCGUUGCUGCAGUCCAUAGAGCUGGUCAAUGCUCUCCCUCAGGUUGCAAAUCCUCUUCAGCAUCAACGCCGCGUCAUGCUCUCACAUCUGCAGUCCUUCGCUUUCUAUGGUUCCCCCUCCUCCUGUGCUGAACUUCUGCACACUUUCGAGGUCCCGCUUAAAGUAAAGCUCAAACUAUCUAUUGAUUCUACGAUCGACACACAACCCGAGAGUAAAUUGAAGGGGGAUUACAGCGCCCUUUGCCAAACGUUGAAAUCCAUGAAUGAAAGUCACCAAAAGUCUCCUUUCCGCACCCUCGUAUUCCAUGAUUUUGGGCGCCCCCGUCCAGAUGACGAUGUAUGCAUUAAAACGUAUAGAAGUGCUGGCUGGGUUCCUGGUCAGUCUCAAUUUGCGUCUUUCGACGACACCCCCUCCCUUAGUCUUUAUGUUGUGCCUGCCAUAGCUGGACGGCCAGGCCAUGGCGCGAGUGCCUGCCGCAUGCUUCCUUCCUUGCCUUUCAAAGACAUCGACACAUUCAUUCUUGUCGAUGCACUCGGUAUACCUCACUCGUGGUGCGAUCCCCUCAGCAUGGGCUUGCCUAACAUAAAGUAUUUCCAGCUCAAUGGUAUCAACCUGGAACAAGCCUUUCCACUUCUAUGUCUUCCCUUCUCAUCCAGCGAACUGGAUUCGACAAAUAUGCCCGCAACGUUCACGGUAUUCCCGCGCCUCACGCAUCUUCGACUUCAUGGAGAGCAUCUGGAGGAACCAUCACGGGCAUUGCAGGAUGGCCUUCUGGCUAUGUUGAACUUGCGGAGGAACCACGGAGCUCCAUUGAAGUGGUUGGGAUUGAAAGGUUUUCACCUCUCUCCAAAGGCUCUGGAUGGGCUGAGAGCCUUAGUGCCAGUGGUUGUGAUGGAUAAAGAGUAA
Molecule: messenger RNA, 1773 nt
Organism: Stereum hirsutum FP-91666 SS1
Lineage: Eukaryota; Fungi; Basidiomycota; Agaricomycetes; Russulales; Stereaceae
Exons: 2
Coding region: 1-1773 (590 amino acids)
Source: RefSeq, a predicted model, not a curated record